Messenger RNA from Fulvia fulva, 276 nucleotides. RefSeq lists its product as uncharacterized. The record is from RefSeq and is a predicted model, not a curated record. The transcript has a single exon. The coding region runs from base 1 to 276 and encodes 91 amino acids. NCBI's taxonomy places the organism in Eukaryota, Fungi, Ascomycota, Dothideomycetes, Mycosphaerellales, Mycosphaerellaceae.
AUGUUCUUCUCGUACAGUCAGCUCGCCAAAUGGCUUCGCUCUUUGACAGUGGUCGACAGACAGCUGGUGAAGAGUCUAAGGUAUGGCGAAGAAGUCGCGGAGAAUGGAGGGGUGCGCUCACGAGAGCAGAUGAAGAAGAUGCUUGAUGAUCAGCAUGCGAUAGAUCUCCAGUUGGUGGGCAUGGCAGAAGUCCGUGUGAUGCACCCUGGCGCGGAGAAGGGCUGGAGGUACAUGAAGUUGAAGGACAUCAUGAGUGCUGAGUAUGAAUCAGAGUAG